AUGUUGACUAUUUUCGGGCAGUUCAAGAAGGCUUCAACUAGGAAUCUUGAGACCAUGGUGUACAGGACAUUAAGAGCUGGCCUAAAGAACUCCUAUCAAACAAAUCUCGUACGCAACUUUCGAUCCAGACACGAAGUACGGAUGCAACACUUAUUAUGA
Molecule: messenger RNA, 159 nt
Organism: Cooperia oncophora
Lineage: Eukaryota; Metazoa; Nematoda; Chromadorea; Rhabditida; Trichostrongylidae
Source: the annotation of a GenBank genome assembly